This is a messenger RNA of Trichoderma atroviride IMI 206040, 468 nucleotides long. RefSeq lists its product as uncharacterized. The record is from RefSeq and is a predicted model, not a curated record. Gene Ontology annotation, cellular component: EMC complex. Gene Ontology annotation, biological process: protein folding in endoplasmic reticulum. Lineage: Eukaryota; Fungi; Ascomycota; Sordariomycetes; Hypocreales; Hypocreaceae.
UCAGCCUCCUCCGCACCCAAUGGCGUGGCUCUCCCGUCCUCUGACCCUUGUCGGUCUGGUGCUGCUUGCUCAUGGAUGUUACUCUGCACAUGAGCACACAGUCCUCUCGUCGACGUCAGCGCAGCAUUCCACAUCGCCCUCCACCGCUGCGCUGCCGCUGGACAUUUACAUCGAAACCGCCGUGGCAACGUUUUUACUGUGCGUGGGACUCGUGCUGGGCUCGGGCACGCUGAAGCCGAUUGAAUGGCACACCUGGGCCGGCAAGAUUGAGCGGGAGGCUGACAGAUCGCUGAGUGGGAGUGGCGAUGCGGACGGGACAACGGGAAAUCCGUUUGGCGCCCUGGAGGCUCGGAGCGGGUUCAUCAACAUUCACAAGCUUCAUGAGGAUUUUGUAAAGUACAGUCAGCAGGUUGGGAAAUAAGCGUUUCAUAAUCAUAAUCAUAAUAAUGACAAGGCAGUGAAAACAGC